Messenger RNA from Populus nigra (black poplar), 4045 nucleotides. RefSeq names its product disease resistance protein RUN1-like. Bases 419 to 3829 code for a protein of 1136 amino acids. The transcript is spliced from 6 exons. Gene Ontology annotation, molecular function: ADP binding; protein binding. NCBI's taxonomy places the organism in Eukaryota, Viridiplantae, Streptophyta, Magnoliopsida, Malpighiales, Salicaceae. Gene Ontology annotation, biological process: signal transduction; defense response. The record is from RefSeq and is a predicted model, not a curated record.
UCCCUGAUUGACUGAUUUUAUUUGAAUAUAUUAUUUGAUUAGUUUAUUUAUAAGUUGAUCCUACUAUUGCUGCCUUGUAAUGACUGGAAAUUUCACUCGAAAUUUCUAGUAUUAUACAAAGGAAAUUUCUACUUGCAAAGAAAUGAAGAACUGUCAUUGACUUGCAAAGUAUUCGCAAGAAAGGCAGACGAGUGUGUCUAUAUAUGUAGGAACUGCUGAUUCGAUUUCUACUACUUCUGCAAAUGAAUAGAAAGCAUAUCAUUUCUCUUUCUCCUAUUAAAGAACACAAUUACAAACCUCAAUUCAAUACCCUUUCUUUACUCUGCAGCUAACUUCUCCUAAAUUCCUUUGUUCAUCCUCGCGAACGAGAAGAAAAGCUGACCUCAGUAAGCCUGUCAGUUUUGUCUAAACAGCUACCAUGACAGAGCCAGAGUCUUCUCGAUCUAGACCAGAAGGGGCCUAUGAUGUCUUCUUGAGUUUUAGAGGAGAAGACACUCGCAAGACAUUUACAGAUCAUCUAUAUACUGCCUUGGUACAAGCAGGAAUCCACACUUUUCGAGGUGGUGAUAAACAUCGUAGAGGAGAAGAAAUCUCCGAGCACCUCCUCAAGGCAAUUCAAGAAUCAAAGAUAUCCAUAGUUUUCUUCUCAAAGGGUUAUGCUUCUUCUAGAUGGUGUCUCAAUGAACUUGUAGAGAUUCUUAAGUGCAAAAAUAGAAAAACCGGUCAGAUUGUUCUUCCUAUAUUCUAUGACAUUGAUCCUUCAGAUGUGAGAAAACAGACUGGCAGUUUUGCAGAAGCAUUUGUUAAACAUGAAGAGCGUUUUGAAGAGAAGUUGGUGAAGGAGUGGAGAAAAGCUCUUGAGGAGGCUGGAAAUCUAUCUGGAUGGAAUCUCAAUGAUAUGGCAAAUGGGCAUGAAGCAAAAUUUAUCAAAGAGAUUAUCAAGGAUGUGUUGAAUAAAUUAGAUUUUGAGUACUUAUAUGUUCCUGAGCACCUAGUAGGUUUGGAUCCCCUUGUCCAUAGUAUUAGUGACUUCAUAAGUACUGCCACAGAUGAGGUUUGCAUUGUGGGCAUACAUGGGAUGCCAGGAAUAGGAAAGACGACUAUAGCAGAAGUUGUAUUUAAUAAACUUCGCAAUAGAUUCGAGGGAAGCUGUUUUCUUUCGAAUAUCAAUGAAACAUCAAAACAAUUUAAUGGUCUGGCUCUUUUACAAAUGGAACUUCUUCGUGAUAUUUUAAAACAAGAUGCUGCGAACAUCAAUUGUGAUGAUAGAGGAAAGGUUCGGAUCAAAGAGCGACUUUGUCGCAAAAGAGUUCUUCUUGUUGCUGAUGACGUGGCUUGUCAGGACCAGCUAAAUGCUUUGAUGGGAGAGCGAAGUUCGUUUGGUCCCGGGAGUAGAGUAAUUAUCACAACAAGAGAUUCAAAUCUUCUUCGUGAAGCAGAUCUAACAUAUCAGAUAGAAAAAUUGACACGAGAUCAGUCCCUUCAGCUUUUCAGCUGGCAUGCCUUUAAGGACACCAAGCCAGCAGAAGAUUAUAUUGAGCUUUCGAAGAAAGCCGUUGAUUUCUGUGGAGGACUUCCUUUAGCUCUUGAGGUUAUAGGAGCUCUUCUGUACAGGAAAAACAGAGGUAGAUGGGAAAGUGAAAUUGACAACUUGAGCAGAAUUCCAAACCAAGAUAUUCAAGGAAAGCUUCUAAUAAGUUAUCACGCACUUGAUGGUGAACUAAAAAGAGCAUUCCUUGAUAUUGCAUGCUUCUUUAUUGGUAUAGAGAAAGAAUACGUCGCAAAAGUGCUAGGAGCCCGUUGCCAUCUCAAUCCAGAAGUUGUUUUGGAAACUCUCCGUGAAAGGUCUCUGAUUGAAGUUAAUUCCAUUGGAAAGAUAACCAUGCAUCAUCUAUUACGAGACAUGGGAAGGGGGGUCGUUCGUGAAUCGUCUCCCUUGCUUCUUGGAAAAAGGACCAGAAUUUGGAAUCAAGAGGAUGCAUGGAAUGUACUUGAGCAGCAGAAGGGCACGAAUGUUGUUGAGGGGCUUGCACUGGAUGUGAGUGCAUCAGAAGCUAAAUCACUUAGCGCAGGAUCAUUUGCAGAAAUGAAAUUCUUAAAUUUACUCCAAAUCAAUGGAGUACAUCUCACCGGAUCCUUCAAAUUGCUUUCUAAAGAGUUGAUGUGGAUUUGUUGGCAUGAAUGUCCUUUGAAAUAUUUUCCAUCUGAUUUUACCUUGGACAAUCUAGCUGUUCUUGAUAUGCAGUACAGUAACCUCAAAAAACUAUGGAAGGGAAAAAAGAUUCUCAACAGGCUAAAAAUCCUUGAUCUCAGUCAUUCUCAGCACCUUAUUAAAACACCAAACUUGCACAGUUCAAGUUUAGAGAAACUAAUUCUGGAAGGUUGCUCGAGUUUAGUUAAGAUGCAUCAAUCUAUUGGAAAUUUAACGAGCCUUGUUUUCUUGAAUCUAGAGGGAUGUUGGAGUCUGAAGAUUCUUCCAGGAAGCAUUGGCAAUGUAAAGUCUCUUGAAACUCUGAAUAUUUCUGGGUGUUCACAACUUGAGAAAUUGCCAGAACGCACGAGUGAUAUUGAAUCCUUAACUGAGCUGCUAGCCGAUGGGAUUGAAAAUGAGCAAUUUCUCUCUUCAAUUGGACAAUUAAAGCAUGUCAGAAGGUUAUCAUUGCGUGGAUACAGUUCGGGUCCAUCAAGUUCUUCUUUGAUUUCAGCAGGUGUUUUGGAUUGGAAACGUUUCCUGCCAGCACCUUUCAUUGAAUGUAUAUCAGUGAAACGUCUUCAGCUUUCUAAUGGUAGUUUGUCUGAUUGCGCUACUAAUUGUGUUGAUUUUAGGGGAUUGUCCGCUCUAGAAGUAUUGGAUCUAACAGGAAACAAAUUCUCUAGCCUGCCUUCUGGGAUCAGCUUCCUUCCCAAGCUAAGGUUCUUGUCUGUUCAUGAAUGCAAAUAUCUUGUAUCAAUCCCAGAUCUUCCCUCAAGAUUAGAUUGUCUGGAUGUGUCUUAUUGCAAAUCAUUGGAAAGAGUAAGAAUGCCAGAGCAGUCAAAAGAAGAACUAUAUAUAGAACUACAAGAAAGUCAUUCGUUAGAAGAGGUUCAGGGCAUCGAAGGUCAUAGUAAUAUUUUCUGGCAUAUUCGUGUUUAUAAUAGCAAUCAUUCACCAAAUAAAUUACAGAAGAGCGUUGUUGAGGCAAUGUGCAACGGUCGUCACCGGUAUUGUAUUGACUACAAUUGUGGUCCUCACCGGUAUCAUAUUUCCUCCUUUCCUGGUGAGAUGCCAAAUUGGAUGAGCUACAGGGGAGAAGGAGGCUCAUUGUCAUUCCAUAUACCUCCAGUCUUCCAUGGCUUAGUUCUUUGGGUUGUCCAUCCACUUGAGAAGGAAGAUCGUUAUUACUUCCACAAUAGCAUUAUUAUUAUUAUAAGAAAUAAAAGCAACGGUAUUCAAUUGUUUAAAGGUCAUGGAUCACCAGGAACUGCGGGAUGGAUAAGAUACAUAAGUAGAAGUGAUAUGGGAAUGGAAGAUUACUGUGGAGAUGACGAAUUGGAACUAUACAUUUCUUCAGAGCCAACAAAGCAUUACAUUUCUUCAUAUCACAAAUUGCACAUCAUUAAAGAAUGUGGGGUCCAUGUGAUCGCAGGGAAGUCAGAUUCAUUUGAAGAGUCAGAAGUGGGAAGAGAUACAGUAAUGCCUUCACCACCGCUGUAUCAUCUGCUUCCUCAUCCUCAUUGUGGUUCAAUCACAGCGUCUACACCUAAGCAAUGGAGUGACUAUUUAUUUGCGAAGCUGCAAGGACAUAGCCUCGAUUUAACACUUGAUGGUAAGAACAAAUAUUUCAUUUAGUUAUUUUUAUUCUAUUAUAUUUAAUUUAUGAGAUUAAAUAUUAUCUUUAAUGAUUUUAUUAUUAUUAUUUAAUCUAAAAAAUUAAAUAUCAUCUUUAAUAAAAAAAUAUUAAAUAUUUAAGGCUUUUUGGUAAGAAUACAUAUUUCCUUUAGUUGUUUUUAUUUUAUUCUAUUUAAUUUAAGAGAUUAAAUAUCAUCUUUAAUUAUUACAUUUUUC